Molecule: messenger RNA, 1446 nt
Organism: Plasmopara halstedii
Lineage: Eukaryota; Oomycota; Peronosporomycetes; Peronosporales; Peronosporaceae
Product: adenosylhomocysteinase
Exons: 1
Coding region: 1-1446 (481 amino acids)
Biological process (GO): L-methionine cycle
Cellular component (GO): cytosol
Molecular function (GO): adenosylhomocysteinase activity
Source: RefSeq, a predicted model, not a curated record
AUGGCAUCGCUUGGUGAUUACCGUGUUGCAGACAUUUCGCUUGCGGACUUUGGUCGCAAGGAGAUUGAGAUCGCAGAGAUUGAGAUGCCUGGUCUCAUGCAAAGCCGCUCCGAGUUCGGUCCGAUGCAGCCUUUGAAAAAUGCUCGUGUUGCUGGAUCGCUACAUAUGACAAUCCAGACAGCCGUGUUGAUUGAAACACUUAAAGCUUUGGGCGGCGACAUUCGGUGGUGCUCAUGCAACAUUUUUUCCACGCAAGAUCACGCUGCUGCUGCCAUCGCACGUGAUGGCUCUGCUGCAGUAUUUGCGUGGAAGGGUGAGACUCUUGAGGAAUACUGGGAGUGCACACUUAAUGCCAUCACUUGGCCUUCGGAUGACGGAAAAGGCGACGGUCCCGAUCUCAUUGUGGACGAUGGUGGUGACAUGACGUUGUUGAUCCACGAGGGGUUCAAGGCAGAGAAAGCUUUCGCUGAAAACGGCACCGUUCCGAAUCCGGACUCUACGGACAAUGCUGAAAUGAAGUGCGUCCUGUCGAUUAUUGCACGUACAUUAAAGACCAACCCGAAGAAAUGGACGCAAAUAGCCCAGCGUUGUAAGGGUGUUUCAGAAGAGACGACGACAGGUGUUCACCGUUUGUAUCAGAUGGAAAAAAAUGACACGCUUUUAUUCCCUGCUAUUAAUGUCAAUGAUUCGGUAACCAAAUCGAAAUUCGACAACCUAUAUGGAUGCCGCCACUCGCUACCAGAUGGUAUAAUGCGUGCCACGGACGUCAUGUUAGCUGGAAAACGUGUGGUGAUCUGCGGCUUUGGUGACGUUGGCAAAGGUUCUGCGCAGGCUAUGAAGGCGGCCGGCUCUGUUGUGUACGUGACUGAAGUGGAUCCAAUUUGUGCAUUGCAAGCUUGCAUGGAAGGAUUCCAGGUGGUGCGUCUUGAGACUGUCGUUGCUCAGGCUGAUAUUUUUAUCACCACGACCGGCAACAAGGAUAUUAUCAUGGCGAAAGACAUGCAAAAAAUGAAAAACAACGCCAUUGUGGGCAACAUAGGCCACUUUGACAACGAAAUUGACAUGGCAGGAGUGAUAAAAAUUGCUAAGCGCCAGAAUAUCAAACCUCAGGUGGACCGCUUCGUCUUUGAAGACGGCCACGCUGUCAUUAUCUUGGCUGAGGGCCGUCUGCUCAACCUUGGCUGUGCUACAGGCCAUCCAUCCUUCGUCAUGUCGAACUCGUUCACGAACCAGACAUUGGCUCAGAUUGAAUUGUGGAAGGAGCGUGAUACAGGCAAGUAUAAAACAGGUAAAGUAUACGUUUUGCCCAAAGAGCUGGACGAGAAGGUUGCUCGCUUGCAUUUGGACAACUUGGGCGCUCAAUUGACGGUUUUGUCGGACGAGCAGGCCGAAUACAUUGGUGUCAAACCCACCGGUCCUUUCAAGUCGGAGACAUACCGCUAUUAA